CUUAUACAAUAAAAAAAUAAUACAAUAACUGGCAUGUUGAGGAGGCAGAGACCACUAAAAUUAAAAUAAGAAGAAGAAUUAUACAUUUUUAACAAUGUCAAAAUUCAAAAUUUGUCAUUAGGUUAAUGUCGUUUUUCGUUGUGAAUUUUGUUUUCAUUUUUUUGAAUGUGCUCAUAAAAACAUGUUUUUAUAUUUAAGCAUUAAAUAAAACUAAACUUCCGCAAAUAUAUCAUUUAGAAGAAGCCAUAAAAAAGGUUAGGAUUUGGUUAAAAUCACGCCGCCAAAAUGAAUACAUCUUCCUACAUUCAACGAAUGGACGCAACACAAAAUCAAGUACAAAAAAUGGAAUUGGCCUCUAGAAAUAUCGAUAAUUCAUUAUUACUCGACAAUAAUUCUCCUAGGCUACUAGAUUUUAUGAACCUACACCCACAAAGUGGUUCUACUGCAAGUGGCUUUGCUGACCAUGAUUAUCCAACUUUAAGUGGAGGGCCCCACAUUAUUAACAAUAUGACUCAAAUCAAAUGUAUUAAUAGUGUGCCAUUACCUUCAGAAAUAGUUGAUCAUUUUGCACGGGUCCAAUGUCACUGUAUGAUGGGCUUAUUUUCUGAAAUAAACAGAGCUUGGUUAACUGUGGAUAGUGAUAUUUAUGUCUGGACUUAUGAAGAGAAUACCGAUUUAGCUUAUUUUGAUGGAAUAAGUGAAACUAUUGUCUGUGUUGGCCUGGUUAAACCUAAGGUUGGAGUUUUCCAUGCUUUCAUUAAAUAUCUACUUAUUUUGGCAACAUCUGUUGAUAUUGUUGUAUUAGGUGUUACUUUCACUGAAAAUCCAGGUGACAAUAGUGAUGAAAUUCAACUGAUACCAGAUCCUGUAUUUACACUACCAACUGAUGGUUCUACAGUCACAAUAAUAAAUAGCACUGAAGAUGGACGUAUAUUUUAUGGCACAAAAGAAGGAAACUUAUUUGAAAUCACCUAUCAAGCUGAAAGUGGUUGGUUUGGUAAAAGAUGUAAAAAAAUUAAUUUAUCAACAAGCACAUUGUCCUUUUUGGUUCCUUCAUUUUUAAAUGCAGCAUUAAGUGACGUAGAUGGCAUUAUCCAAAUUUCGAUUGAUGACAGUAGACAUGUUCUAUAUAUUCUUACAGAAAAAGGAUCAAUAGAAGUUUGUGAUUUAGGAGAAAAAGGAAAUUCAUUUUCAAGAGUUAGUAAAAUGUCUCAAGGAACUUUGGUUAACCAAGCAAUGAAUACUGUUAAAACUUUAGAUAGUCAAAACUUCCGUCCAAUUGUCAGCAUAUCUGCCAUUGAAGCUUCUGAAUCAGCCAAUUUAAAUCUGGUAGCAGUUUCUCAAACAGGAGUGAGAUUUUAUCUGACAGUUGUUAGUUUGUCAAAUCAACAACCCAAUCAAAGACCUUAUACAUUAACACUAGCUCAUGUGAGACUGCCUCCUGGUUAUUCUGCAAACAUUACUGUGAGACCAAGGUCGGUGCAUGUGUCCCACUAUAGAGACAGGAAUUUGGUGUUGAUAUCUACAGUAAAUGAAAAAGAUGUCCUGUGGUGUAUGAGUUCUGAUUUAUUUCCGUUUAGUCAGACAUUGAUGGAAGCGUAUUCGGCUGUGAAUUUAGAUGGUCCAGCUUUGGCUAUAUCAGAGGUGCGAAAUAUCAAUCCCUUACAAAUACAUGAUUUACAUGAAGCCCCUCCAUUGGUCGUCAGACAACAUGCAGAACCUCCGAAGAAAUAUGUAGUACUAACUUCGCAUAGUGUUCAAAUUUUCAUAAAAUUGAGACCAGUUGAUUUGCUUAAACAAAUUUUAAAAGAUAGCCACGGUCAAGAUACUGGAGCAUUGAAAGCUUUCUUCACCAUUCAAAAGGAAGAUCAAGCUUGUGCUACCAGUUUGAUACUGGCUUCUUUGGAAAAUGAGGACAACAUGGAAGUAGCAGAAUAUGCAACGAGAGCUUUCUUUUUGUUUGGAGGCGAACCUAAGCUGGCACACGGAAAUAUUUAUUCUGGUCAAUCUGUAUUUGCACCGCCCAUAAUUUCUACUCCAGCUCCACAUCAAUAUCAGCAACAACAGUUUCAAUCUCAGCAAUAUCAUAGUUUUUCACAAACUAUGUCUCCUACAGGCUCUGCAUAUGAUUUAUCCAGUCCAUUUAUUUUUUCGCCUAAACACAAUGGUCUUUACUUGUACUUAAGCAGAAUAUUGAGACCGAUUUGGAAUAGAAGAACAGUUGAUAAACUUUGUUUAGAUGGCAAAACUAUAACGACCAACAGUACAGUAAGUAGUGAAGAUUGCAUUUUCAUUUUAAAUAAUUUGUCGGCGCUUCAUAACUUCUUGAUGCGCAAUACACAAUUAUCAACAUUAAACACCAGUCAAAGCCAAAAUCCCAAUACAUUCAACAAUACUUCUUUAAAUAUGACAAGGUUGAACCACACCAUUCAAGAUGCUCAAUUGGAAGAAAGGAUGUCAUUAAAUGCCCUCAAGAUCUUUGUAUGUCACUGUUGCCAAAUAUUAGGUCUAUGGAGAAUUCUAUGCGAACAUCAAUUCCAUUCAUUAAUUGCUACUUUACCGGAGAAUGAACAGCACAUUCUUCAAAAUACGACGUUUAAAGAUUUAUUUUUAUAUAGGCAUGACAUAUGUUCAUUGCUGAUCACAACUUUGGUUAACAGUUAUUUGGGAGAUAACGCUUCGGUUGAUUCUAUUAGUAACAAAUUAAGGGAAGUUUGCCCACAAUUGUAUAAAACCGAGGAUGCCGCUUUUUCAAAGGCAGUUGAAAUAUUAAAAAUGACUCGAACGAUACAAAAUAGUGACGAGAAAGAAGAAAUGAUUCACUCCGCUCUACAGAUUUGCAAGUCAAUUGGUCCAUCUAUCAAUAUCACUGAUAUAUGUAGAGAGUUCACAAAUCUGAAGGCUUACAAAGCCAUUACUGAAUUGUGCGCGCAUUUCGGAAAGAAAAUAGAUCCCAAUAAAAUUGCCGAAAGUUAUUACAAUUCAGAAGACAACAGUGGAGAUCAAGAAGGUUACAAUUAUUAUCAAAGAAGAUUGGAAAUUUACAGACAUAUAUUAAAUAUGCUAGAUACUCUUUAUAACGAACAGAGCCAGACUCAAUCAUUAAGUCCAAAUUCUGAUCGCGCUUGUUCAACUAAUCAGUCAAUCUUAUUAGAUGGUGUAGAACAAUCCCAAAUUGGAUAUGUGGUGAAGCAAGUAAUAAGCGACAUUUUGGAAACUCCCGAUGAAAUUAUGCACAUUGCACUUUACGAUUGGUUAAUAUUCAAAAAUAUGACAGGAGAUUUAAUAAAUAUACAAAAUACGUCGUUGGAGACGUAUUUGAAACGAACGUCAGUUCAAAAUCCUAAUAACGUCGAAGCUAUGGACCUUUUGUGGAAAUAUUAUGAAAGUUGUGACAAUCACGCUGCUGCUGCUAAAAUAUUAAAUAAUCUUGCGUCACGAAGUGGUAUCAAUGUUCCAUUAAAAGAAAGACUUUCCUAUCUAGCUAGAGCUAUAAUGUGUAUGCGAAGCGAUAAGAUAGGCUAUGCGCCCUAUCUCGGAGUAUUCUUAAGAGACUUAGAAGAUAAAAUGGAAGUAGCGAAAGUACAAGAACAAAUUCUGAACGCCAUAACGAAUCUGCAAGGUCAAAUACCUAAUUCUCAAGACGCGAUUAAUGCCCUUAACUCUGGUUUAUAUGAAAUUUCACAGCUUUACGAGAACUUUGCAGAACCUUUUAAACUGUUGGAAUGCCAGCUCGCGAUUAUAGAAUGCGCUGGUUACACAGAUCAAGUGUUAGUUGAAUCGAUUUGGCAGCAAAUUUUAACUGACGAAUUGAAGAAAACCUUUGGAACCGGUACAGAUAAAGUAUGCCAACUUUUGAACAAAGUUAAACAAUUGGCGAAACAGUAUGCCCAGUCCACAAACUGCUUUCCAUUAAGUUACAUCGUUUAUGAGUUAGAAAUUGUAAAUGCAAAACUGAAGGGGGACAAACAACUUGUACCCACUGCACUGGAGAGUAUGAAUAUUCCUUUUGAAAGUCUGAUCAACGUUUACAACAGUUUGAAUACGAUAUCAGUAAAUGACCACUUCUGGCAGUUAGAAGAGAACGAAUUUCAUCUAUCUGAAGCAACGUCUGCGCUGAUAAAUUGCUUCCUCAGCAAUCACGAAAGUUAUAACAGCAUUGAAAAGAGGAGAAUAACUUCACUAUGCCAAGAUACAGUAGUUGCAUUACUAUCUAAUUUAUACAGCAAACCUAAUACUGAAACCUUAGUUAAUAAGUUAAGAAAUAUACAAGCUAGACUGUCAAGAAUUUAAUAACAAAAC
This is a messenger RNA of Psylliodes chrysocephalus, 4302 nucleotides long. The record is from the annotation of a GenBank genome assembly. Lineage: Eukaryota; Metazoa; Arthropoda; Insecta; Coleoptera; Chrysomelidae.